AUGGUUUGCAUUAAGCCCGCUGCUUUUGUACUUGCAGUUAUGGCUGCUGCAUUGCUUGCCCUGUUGUGUGAGAGCCGCUCUGCUCGGAAGGACCUUGGUCUCAACCUUGGACUUGGAGGGCUUGGAGUUGGUAUAGGCUUGGGUGCUGGAGUCGGCGUGGGUGGUUCUGGUUCGGGCUCGGGCUCAGGGUCAGGGUCAGGGUCAGGCUCCGGCUCGGGCUCAGGUUCUGGGUCAGGGUCAGGCUCGGGAUCAGGUUCUGGAUCAGGAUCAGGAGGUCUAGGUCUUGGACUGGGUGUCGGAGUUGGCGUUGGUCUAGGUGGUGGUGGCGGCGGCUCUAGCUCCUCUUCCGGAUCGGGUUCGGCAUCUGCCUCUGGCUCGGGAUCAACUUCAGGUUCUUCUGGAUCAGCAUCGGCUUCAGGGUCAGGCUCCGCUUCAGCCUCGGGAGGGGGCGGGCUUGGGCUUGGGCUCGGGCUUGGACUUGGUGUCGGAUUAGGCGGUGGUGGCUCUAGCUCGAGUUCAGGGGCAGGCUCUGCUGCGGCUUCUGGCGCUGGGUCCAGGAGUGGUUCAAGCGCUGGAUCUUCAGCCAGAUCAAGUGCGGAGUCUUCUACAGGAUCCAAUGCUGGGUCAUUUGCUGGCUCUAGUGCAGGAUCUGGUGCAACAUCAGGUGCUGGGUUGAAUGCAGGUUCAAGUGCGGGGUCUAGUGCAGGCUCUAGUGCUGGAUCAAGUGCAGGCUCCCAUGCCGGAAGCGUGCAAGGCCGCCAUUGAUGGUGAGGGCAAUUCGAAAUGGUCACAUGCAGUGGGGUGACAAAACUCUCGUUAGAUUAAUUUUCGGAUAAUUAUGGAAACUGGUGUACGUAGUAGUGAAUAAAGGAUCCUAGAUGAAUCUUAAAUGUUUGUGGUUUCACUGUUCCGAAAUUCAAUUCUCAUGCUUAGCAAGUUAGCAAGCUCUCCCAUCCAUGAUGUAUCAGCAUUAACUUCAACGCUGAAAUUGUAUCCUUACUCUAGCUAGCAAAGCUCAAGUCAAGCUCGAUGUUCUGAAAUAAAUAAAUAAAUAAAGCGCAAGUGAAGCAUAUGAGGAGAAUGUACGCUGCCCACCUAUUGACUGGAAGUAAUGCCGGAUAGUAGUAAUGAUGUA
Messenger RNA from Lolium rigidum, 1135 nucleotides. Its product is annotated as putative per-hexamer repeat protein 5. The record is from RefSeq and is a predicted model, not a curated record. NCBI's taxonomy places the organism in Eukaryota, Viridiplantae, Streptophyta, Magnoliopsida, Poales, Poaceae. The transcript has a single exon. The coding region runs from base 1 to 765 and encodes 254 amino acids.